Molecule: messenger RNA, 4169 nt
Organism: Cajanus cajan (pigeon pea)
Lineage: Eukaryota; Viridiplantae; Streptophyta; Magnoliopsida; Fabales; Fabaceae
Product: FIP1[V]-like protein
Biological process (GO): mRNA processing
Cellular component (GO): nuclear speck
Molecular function (GO): RNA binding
Source: RefSeq, a predicted model, not a curated record
AGUUUAAGAAGGUGACGAAGAUUGGGGUUUGGCACUUUGCCAUUUCCCAAAACUCGCAGCAAAACCCUCUCUUUCAUCCUCAAAACUCUUCUCCCAGCCAUGGAAGAAGAUGACGAGUUCGGUGAUUUAUACGCAGACGUCCUUCAACCCUUCAAUGCCGAACCCAUUCACCGCCAACAACCACCCCAUGCCCACAGAGACAUCAAAUUCGACAUCGAGGACGCCGCCCAAGAAGCUUCCAGAACAAUCGGCCAGGGCCAUGAUUGGGACGAUAGCGAUGAAAGCGAGGAUGAUUUGCAGAUUGUGCUGGACGACAACAGCCUCACGCCGCCCGCGCCCGGCCAAGACGGCGCCGUGGAUAUCGCCGCCGACGCCGAGGAGCAGGAUUGGGGCGGGAAUUCGGUGGACGUGGGAGAGUCAGCGAAGGCACUGGCGCCAAAAGUUGGGUACAGCAACCAGGGUUAUCUUCAUCAUCAUCAUCCCUUUCAUUCCCAGUUUAAGUAUGUCAGGCCUGGUGCAGCACCAAUACCUGCGGCAACUAGUUCCACUCCAGGAGGUCCUCCUGGUCAGAUUCGUCCACUAGAUAACAUGAUUUCUGUGGCUGGUCAUGGCAGAGGGGACUGGAGACCAACUGGAAUAAAAGGUGCUGCUUCCAUGCCAAAAGGUUUUCAAGCAGGUCCUGGAUUACCUAUUUGGGGAAACAAUGCAGCAGGGCGAGGUUUUGGUGGUGGAUUGGAAUUCACGCUUCCUUCUCACAAGACUAUAUUUGAUGUUGGUAUUGGUAGUUUUGAGGAGAAACCAUGGAAAUAUCCUGGUGUUGAUGUAUCAGAAUUUUUCAACUUUGGUUUGAAUGAAGACACUUGGAAAGAUUAUUGCAAACAACUGGAACAACUACGCCUGGAGUCUACGUUGCAAAGCAAGAUCCAUGUUUAUGAGAGUGGUCGAACAGAGCAGGACUAUGAUCCAGAUUUGCCCCCUGAAUUAGCUGCAGCUUCUGGUAUACAUGAUGUUCCUGUUGAUAAUGCUAAUUCUGUAAAGUUAGAUGUUGGACAAAAGGAUCUCAUAAAAGGUUCUGGACCUAUGCGAGCACCAGUUCCAACUGGGAGAGCAAUACAGGUGGAAAGUGGUUCUGGUGAUCGUCUUCCUUCUAUUGACACACGACCUCCUCGAAUCCGUGAUUCAGAUGCAAUCAUUGAGAUUGUUUUACAGGAUCCAGUUGAAGAUGAUUCCUGUACAAGAAUUGAUGUUCAAGAUCAACAAGAUGGCAUUGAACACCAGAGUGAGGAUUUUAGUGAAGAUCAUGUAGUUGGACACGAAAUUACAAGGCAAGUGCUAGGAAGAGUAUGUGAUCAGUCUCCUUGUGUUACUUGUAGUCAAGAAAUGACAAUUGUUGACAGUAAAAAAGAAGAUUCAGUUGAAAGCAUGGAAGAUAGACAUUGUGUGCACUUGUCAUCUCCUGCCAUUGAGAAUGUAGAAGAGUCCAGCAUAGGGAACAAGCAGCUUGAGGAAACUGGGACAGCUGAUGGAAGUUCAAAGUCGGAAAAGGAAGACAUUGAUUUAAAUACAGUUGACAACAGAGAUACAGUUAAGGAUGAGAUAGCAGAGAGACAGAAGGUAACAUCUCUACUUGAGCAACACUUGCUUGGCGAUGGCAGUGAUUGGGAGGACUCAAAAGCUGUAAGAAGCAGUGAUAACAGCAAAGCAAAAUCAGAAAGCAGCAGGGAUUAUCAUAAACAAUGGGCUGGUUUAGAAGUAGUUCAGGAUCCACGGUCUGUUCAUCUGGGUAGCAUUAGACCACAACCUGAAGAAAAUGAGCAGGUAUUCCAUAGAAGAGAGCAUGAUGAAAAGCAAAAAGCUGAGAAAAAUGGUAAGGUAAUUAAAAGUAGAGAGGAUCCAUACCCUUACAAGGACCGGCAGCCUAGCUUGGCUCAUCAAUCACACACAAAGAUUGAUGGAUUUGAUUGUCAAAGAGAUAGGGUUGGCUCUGACAUGGAUUGGGCACGUAGAGAUGAUGAUCUCUAUGGCAGAAGGAUUAAAAAUGAUGGGCUAAGAAAGAGAGACAGGGGUAGUGUUAGAGAAAAUGAGAGAAGCGAUAACGAUGAUAGCUUUCAUUCAAGAAAACAGUUGGAUAAUGGUAGCUAUAGGGUUCCAUAUGACAAGGAUGUCAGGUCAAGAGUCCCAAGACACAAGGAAAGAGAUGAUAGCUUGAAAGAUAAGCAUGAAGCUGUAGAGUAUUUCCAUAGCAAGAGGAGGAAGAAUGAGGAAUAUCUGAGGAGGGAGCAUGUAGGCAAAGAAGUUCUGCAUGGCUAUAGAGAAAAUGUCAGUUGGCACAAGCCAGAAAGGGAUUCAGCAUUCGAUCCACGGACGAGAGAUGACCACCAAAGAAGUAGAGAAAACCUUGAUGAUCAAUAUGCUGUCAAACAAAAAAAUGUGGCCCAGCUACUGAGGGAGAGGGGUAAUAGGAAGAGAGAUAGAGAGGAGUGGCGUCGGGUGAAACAGCCUCACAAAGAACAUCCAUCCACGCGUGAAAGAGGGGGACGGAGUUCUGUAAGAAAUGGGCCAGGAGAUGAAGAAAAUACAUUGAUUGGCCAUGUUAGAGCUAAGCAUGAACAUAAAGUUUCUCAGAAAGAAUACCAAUCUAGAGAAGCAACACUACCCAGUGACCAAUUGAAAAGGAAGGGUCGAAAUAAGGGCGAAAGCCCACAUUGUAAGGUACAUGAUGAUGCUUAUGUUCGUGGAAAUCAAUAUAGUAGUGAGGAAAGGCAAUCUAGGAAGGAAAAAUCAGGUCGUCGUGGUGAUCGUGCUACUAAUUCUUUAGAUAGUCAAAGAGUUCAUGAGAGAAAGUGUGAUGAGAGCACAAGGAAAAGCAAAGAACCCAUUGUUGGUAGUCUUGGUAGUUUAGGCACAUCCAACAGAAGUCCAAAAGAUCAAAGUGGUGAGAUCAAUGACAAGGGCAUGAAAGGCUCUGGUGAUGAAGAACAUGUGGAGGAUGAAAUUCCAGGGCAUCGUCUGUCCAGAAAACAUGGGAAAGACAUCUCAGAUGAUGAAUGGCUAGAUUCUCAACAAGUAAGAUCUAAAUGUGAACGCUGGACAAGCCAUAAGGAGAGGGAUUUCAGUAUCAGUAGCAAGUCAUCAUCUUCCUUAAAAUUAGAAGACCUUGAUAAGGUUAAUAAUGAUGGGUCUUCUGAAUCUGGGAAACCUGUUGAUGAAUCUACUAAUUUAGUGGAUACCGAUAACCGGCCACUCUUAUCAGUUGAAGGGACGGAUUUUGUAGAUAUAGAAGCUAACGCCAAAGGAUUCGGGGAUCAGCACCUUGACCCAGUUGAGAAGUUGAAGAAGCCCGGUAAGCGGUUCAAGCUUCCAAUGCCAAGUGAGAAAGAGGCCCUAGUUAUCAAAAAGUUAGAGAGUGAACCACUGCCGUCUACCGAAAAUGAAAAUCCAAGGGAUUCAGGGUUCAAACAAGAGCGACGAAAAGGAGGUGGAUUAGUAACUAGAUGAGAAAUCUAGGGGUUUACUAUUGGGCUACAAUUCUAGUUUAGUUUGACCCUGGGAGAAUUUCUGCUUGACCUAAUUUUGUAAAAUCUAUAAAGCUCACCUUCUAGCCGUAGAAUUUUAUUUUGAAAAUAGCUUCUAUAGUUUCUGAGAUCAUAUGUACUUACUUCUUAAGUAGUUACGCCAUUUUUGUAACCAUGCACCCAAUACCUUAUAAUACACUGUAUAUAAGGGGUAAAAUGUAGAACUUGAACUGAAAAAAGGAGCACGUUUUUUGGGGUGUCCAAAUGUGUGGCCAAUAUCCGGAUUUGAUCUGGGUUAUGCUAUGAGAAUUAUGUGAUUAACACUAUGAUAUGACAUUCAGAAAUCAUUGGCAUGGCUGGUGAGGCAAGAGCCUUAUAUCUGCAGCUACUCUUGAGGACGGGCAGGUCCAAGUGUAAAAAACCAGGGACAUCCUGGUGAAGGAGUCUGAAUAGAUGCUGCUAACUUCCUAACCUCAUAGCUAGUGAUUGGGGUUGAAUUUGAGAUGUCAGCCAUGAUUUUAUUUGUUGUACACUGUAAGCUUGUAUUGAUUACUCUCAUUUUUUUUUUCCAACGGGAGAAUUAUGAAAUUUUAGCGCAGAGCCCUUGUUGUAUCUAGAUAUUAAUGAGAUGUAGGCCAUAAAUUUCAUGAAUAA